UUGCCGUCCUCUUUAGGGAAUUACCUUGACCAGUAGCAUUUUAUUCCAUUCGAGGGUUGGGAUCCAUCCAGACAACUUCAUAUAAUUCUGAAAAAUCCCCCCCUCGCACACUCUCUUUACCUCUAUCCUUUACUGGGUCAGGAAAUCAAGUCAUCGUUCAGUUGCUUCAGUUGCGUACAGAUCAUUUCGUCAAUGCGAAAAGGGGAAUACCUGGAAUUUUCAAGUUGAAUUCCAGUGGUGCGGUACCCCUCUAUCAACUGCGGCGCACUUUCGCGUUGCUAGCAAUCGUUUAGCAGCAAUCGUUUAACGAGCCGCAACAGACAGUCGCUUUUCUUGAGACAUUGAUCAAUAUUGCGGUGAACUCGAUAUUCAAGGGACCAAUGAAGUUUUAGCUACCCACAACAAUAUUGUUGUCAUCCAUCUAACCCAACCAAGCUACCCUUCUCGGUUACCAAGACUUCACUUCUUCUACUCGUUACCUCGAUUUACAUACACUCACUCCAGGUUAAAGUCUUUCUUAGGAAAUACUUUACAAGUCAACUUUGAAGCAAUCGCAACUAGGAUGGACCCUAAUAACCGCCUCUAUCUUAACUUCAACAGUAACGAGCAGCGGCUUGGUUCCUCAGACCGCCAAUAUCCUACCACGCCCUCUACCUUCCCUCAGCCCGUCUUCCCAAUGUCUUCGCAACAGAAUCUUGCUGCCCAGCAGUCUCAAGCUCCUCAGCAGUAUGCUGGUGGUUAUGCUCCCCAGGGCAGCUAUUUUGCGCCUAACCCAUAUCAGGCUCCCGCCGACUACGGUAGUGCCCAAGCUACAGGAGCAUAUCAGCCUCGAUCCAACACUCCGGGGACCAAUGAUCCCAAUGUCGGCCUGGCUCACCAGUUCUCCCACCAGAAUCUAGGAGGUGCCGGUAGAGGUGGUUCCUAUGGAGCGCGAGGUCCUUCGCCAGGUCAGCGACCCCGAACUUCAGGCUCGUCUGGCCAGCAACCUGGUUAUAACUAUGCGAAUGCUCCUCCCAUGCCCGGUCAAGGUUCCCGCUACCCAGAUUUUCAGCCUGCGCCCGAGCGAAACCCCGAGAAAUAUGGUCUCAAUGCAAACAACAACCAGAAAAAGUGUUCACAGUUAGCUGCGGAUUUCUUCAAGGAUAGCGUCAAGCGCGCUCGCGAGCGCAACUUACGACAGAGCGAGAUGGAACAGAAACUCUCAGAACCUAACCAAUCCUCGUCGAGGCGCGAACAGAUUUGGCAAAACGGCGGCAAAAAGGAAGCACGCUAUUUACGGUUCUUGCGAACUAAGGACAAGCCUGAGAAUUAUACUACAGUUAAGAUCAUCGGAAAGGGUGCUUUCGGAGAAGUCAAACUUGUCCAGAAGAAAGCCGACGGCCAGGUCUAUGCGAUGAAGUCUCUAAUUAAGACCGAAAUGUUCAAGAAGGAUCAAUUAGCCCACGUUCGAGCUGAGAGAGACAUCUUAGCCGAGUCUGACAGCCCCUGGGUUGUUAAGCUCUUCACGACGUUCCAGGAUGCCAACUUCCUCUAUAUGCUGAUGGAAUUCUUGCCUGGUGGAGAUUUGAUGACGAUGCUUAUCAAGUACGAAAUCUUUUCCGAAGAUAUUACACGAUUCUAUAUAGCAGAGAUCGUGCUAGCUAUCGAAGCCGUUCAUAAGCUUGGUUUCAUUCACCGUGAUAUCAAACCUGACAAUAUCCUUCUUGAUCGGGGCGGACACGUCAAGCUUACCGAUUUCGGUCUAUCUACAGGUUUCCACAAGCUUCACGAUAACAACUACUACCAACAACUUCUACAGGGCAAAUCGAGUCGGCCUAAGGAUCGGAACUCGGUUGCACUUGACCAGAUUAACUUGACGGUCAGCAACCGUUCCCAAAUUAAUGACUGGAGGAAGUCUCGAAGACUGAUGGCGUACUCAACCGUGGGUACCCCUGACUAUAUCGCACCCGAAAUCUUUACAGGGCAAGGUUACACCUUUGAUUGCGACUGGUGGUCGUUGGGUACCAUCAUGUUCGAAUGUCUUGUCGGCUGGCCGCCGUUCUGCGCGGAAGACAGCCACGACACAUACCGGAAGAUUGUCAACUGGCGACAAUCACUUUAUUUCCCAGACGAUAUCACGCUUGGAAGAGAGGCUGAGCACUUAAUCCGAAGUCUCAUCUGCAAUACUGAGGUGCGACUUGGAAGAAGCGGGGCUCAGGAGAUAAAGAGCCAUGCGUUUUUCCGCGGUGUCGAAUUCGAUAGUCUUCGACGUAUUCGAGCUCCAUUUGAACCUCGUCUAACAUCAGCCAUCGACACAACCUAUUUCCCAACAGACGAGAUCGAUCAAACGGACAAUGCGACGGCUUUGAGAAACCAGGCGAUCGCAGGUGGAAAACCAAUUGAAGAGUCACCCGAGAUGAGCUUACCGUUCAUCGGGUACACGUUCAAGCGGUUCGAUAACAACUUCCGUUAAGCGUGUGGUUGAUUUACCUAGUCUCGACUAUUCGGCCCGUUCCGAACCUAGUUGGUUUGUGAUCUCUAAGAGCUGAGGUUAGGACAAUUGAGGAUUUGGACUUGGAGGGGGUCGUGGCUUAGGCCAAUAGAUUGUCUGGCAUAUCCCCGAAUCCAGGAAAUAAUGUUGCGGUGAGACCUGGUAGUCCCGUGCCGAAGAAAAAAGAAGAAAAAAAUAUUGAGCCACAUCUCUGAAAUGAAGACUUGGUAGUCUGAUUACGUUAAUAUCUUGGCCGCUAACUCAUGAGACGAUACUGCGUUUGUAUUUGCGAUGUUUUUGAUGCGUGAUGAACUAGAUGACAUAGCAGUAAACUACUUACGAGUAGUUGGUCAACGUGGCUACUGAACGGUUACUAUUAUCUUGUCUCUACUGUGAGCUGUGUGUAAAUACCUUGCUAUCCUAAAUGAAAGUGUAGUUGCUGUAGCU
Daldinia vernicosa is the source of this 2917-nucleotide messenger RNA. RefSeq names its product serine/threonine-protein kinase cot-1. Bases 563 to 2452 code for a protein of 629 amino acids. Lineage: Eukaryota; Fungi; Ascomycota; Sordariomycetes; Xylariales; Hypoxylaceae. The transcript has 4 exons. Gene Ontology annotation, molecular function: protein serine/threonine kinase activity; ATP binding. Gene Ontology annotation, biological process: intracellular signal transduction; peptidyl-serine phosphorylation. The record is from RefSeq and is a predicted model, not a curated record.